AUGCUGCUGCUGUUUGGAUCGGCGACAGCGGCCAGGCUGCCAGUGGACGGGAGCGCCGCCGCCGCCGCCAGCUUGCGGCCAGGAGCUGCCCGCGAGGCGCCGCGCUUCCCGGAGAGCUACUCUGUCAACUACACCUUCACGCUGCCCUACACCGCCCGCGUCCAGCAGCCCGCCAUCUCCUACCCCGUCGCCUUUUGGCGGGACGCCAAGGCGGGACGCGUCCGCAUGGACACCUAUGGCUCCACACAAGGCAAGACCUUUGAGCUCGUGCCUCGCAUUGACCGCCUGGUGUGCCUGAAGUUUGGGGAUGAGGAGGGGGAGGAGGGGCGCAUGAGCGCGCUGCCCGACAUCACCGGCUGGCAGUUUGGGGGCACCGAGGAGCUGAAUGGCGAGGAUGCCGAUGUGUGGCGGUACGAGGCCAGGCACGAGGCCAAGCAUGUGGUGUACAAGUUCUAUGCUGCUGCCGACGGCACGCCCCACCGCCUGCACAUGCACGGCAACGACAUGAUUUCGGGGUCUCACUUCGAUGAGUGGGUGGUGGACUACUCCCACUAUGAGGCGGGCCGACCCCACCCCGACCUCUUCCGCACGCCUGAUCUGUGCAAGAGGGAGGAAGCGGCGGCGGCGGGCGGGCGCGGGCGCGCCGGCGCGCAGAUGCGCUGGGCCGCCAUGGUGCCCGCCGUGCGCUACCGGGGCGACGCGCAGUACGACGUGUUCCUGGCGGGCCACGGCGCCGCGCGCUCCCACGCCUCGCUGCCCGACUACCAGCGCCGCCGCGAGCUGUUCCACGCCAGCCGGCGCCUGAUCGAGGCGCACAACGCGCGGCGGGACAGGCAGUACACGCUGGAGAUGAACAGGUUUGGCGACUACUCUGAGGAGGAGUUUGUGGCGCUCAUGCUGCCCAAGAAGGCGGCCCGCCAGCAGCGGCUGCUGCGGGAGGGCGGCGCCGGCGGCGGCGCGCGGGCCGAGGCGGUGGGCGCGACGGCCGAGGAGCGCGGGAAGCUGGCCAGGCACCAGCUGCCGUACGAGGCCCGGGCCGACGCCACGCGGCUGCCUGCCAGCCUGACGUGGCGGGGCACGGGCGCAGACAGCGUGGGGGUCAAGGACCAAGCCACCUGUGGAUCCUGCUGGUCGUUUGCGGCCACCGGGGCGAUGGAGGGGGCCUGGUGGCUGUCCACCGGCCAGGCGGUGUCCCUUUCGGAGCAGCAGAUCCUGGACUGCUCCUGGGGCUACCGGCCGGAGAGGCCGGAGGCGAACCUGGCCUGCGACGGCGGCGACCCGGAUGCGGGUGGGGGCUUUGCGCGCGUGCCGCGCUGCGACGACGGCGCCCUCAUGGAGGCGCUCUACUCGCGCGGCCCCCUCGCCAUCUCCUUUGACGCCUCCCGCCCCUCCUUCCGCUUCUUCUCGUCGGGAGUGUAUGUGGACACAGAGUGCGCCUGGAAGCCCGAUGAGCUGGAUCAUUCCAUGGUGCUGGUGGGCUACGGAACCAACGAGGCCGGGGACUACUGGGAGGUGAAGAACUCGUGGAGCACGCACUGGGGCGAGAAGGGCUACUUCAAAGUGUCGCGCACAGUCAACCACGCCUGCGGGGUGCCCGCCGACGCCUACUACGCUGUUGUGGCUGACGACGUCUAG
Chlorella variabilis is the source of this 1635-nucleotide messenger RNA. RefSeq lists its product as hypothetical. Gene Ontology annotation, molecular function: cysteine-type endopeptidase activity. Gene Ontology annotation, cellular component: lysosome. The transcript is spliced from 13 exons. The record is from RefSeq and is a predicted model, not a curated record. Lineage: Eukaryota; Viridiplantae; Chlorophyta; Trebouxiophyceae; Chlorellales; Chlorellaceae. Bases 1 to 1635 code for a protein of 544 amino acids.